AAAUCUCUUCCCGUAAUGGAUUUCUAUAAAUUGAUGCUAUUUAUAGUUUUAUUGCAUUCUUCUAAACCUACGACAGGGUAUUCGAUGCCAGACCUUGUAAUCAAUUUUUUGAUUUCUAGCUAUGAAACGUUGCGAUGUCCUUUAGGUGACUGCUGCAACAAUUACUGGAUUCCAAAUAACACUACAAAACUACAAGUAUUAUUGAAACAAGAUGUUUUUGGUCAACAUAUUGCAACUGAGGUUGUAUCCCGUCAGAUAGAAGCCCACUUGUCCAAUCCUAGUCCUUCAAAGCCUCUAGUAUUAAGUUUCCAUGGUUGGACAGGAAACGGGAAGAAUCAUUUUACGUACUUAAUAGCCAAGAGCCUGUACCUGAAGGAAACAAAAAGUCAGUUCUAUCAUCACUUCAUAUCCACAGUACACUUUCCUCAUCAGCACAGUGCACUACUAUAUCAGGAUCAAAUUCGAUCAUGGGUGAGGGGCAAUGUCAGCAUAUGUCCCCAAUCGCUUUUUGUUUUUGAUGAAGUAGACAAGAUGCCGUCAGGAGUGUUGGAUGGUAUCAAAGCUUAUUUGGAUUAUGUUGACAGAGUGGAUGGUGUUGACUACAGGAAAUCCAUAUUUAUUUUCCUGAGCAAUACUGGAGGGAAAGAAAUUACUAAAAUAGUACAUAACAUUUGGUUGAAAGGGAACAUCAAACGCGAGGAAUUGACAGUACGAGAUUUUGAACGACUCGUUGAGCUGGGAGCUUUCAACGAAGAAGGUGGUGGAUUGCACCAAAGUCGUCUGAUUGAAAAACAUUUAAUAGACGUCUUUGUUCCUUUUCUGCCCAUGGAAAAAAUGCAUGUUCGACUGUGCGCGGAAAAUGAAUUUAAGAAACAGAAAUAUUUCCUAAGAAACAAAGAAGCAGCUUUACAGAAAAUUGUUGACGGGCUUCAUUAUUAUCCGGAAGAUAAAGAACUCUACUCGACGACAGGCUGUAAACGAGUAGCACAAAGAGUCAGUUUGUACAUUGCUGACGAACGUUUCAGCAAUCGUGCACAUGAAAGACGCCACCAUGAUAGUAGCGAGCUCUAAAUUUUUUCACGACCCAUUAAGAUGUUUUAAGGAUGGGAGAAUUGUACCCCUCGUUGGAACAUUAACUGUGAUAAACCUGUCA
Molecule: messenger RNA, 1153 nt
Organism: Daphnia carinata
Lineage: Eukaryota; Metazoa; Arthropoda; Branchiopoda; Diplostraca; Daphniidae
Product: torsin-1A-like
Exons: 6
Coding region: 16-1071 (351 amino acids)
Biological process (GO): cellular response to misfolded protein
Molecular function (GO): ATP hydrolysis activity; ATP binding
Source: RefSeq, a predicted model, not a curated record